Molecule: messenger RNA, 909 nt
Organism: Sphaeroforma arctica JP610
Lineage: Eukaryota; Ichthyosporea; Ichthyophonida
Exons: 4
Coding region: 1-909 (302 amino acids)
Source: RefSeq, a predicted model, not a curated record
AUGAAGCGCUGCUUCGAGACAGUCACCAAUAACGCGAUCAAAAAUGUACAUUACAAAGACAUGGAAAUGACUCGCACAGCCGUUCUGGAUACCAAGUUGUCGAUAACACGGUUCCUUGUGAAGCUCAAGAAGGAAGUCAUCUCGAUGGGUGUGGACGAGGCCAAUCCCGCCCUUGCACAAACACCAGCCAAACAUCUGGAGCCAAAAGAGUUCAAGAAGUGGCUAGAUGAAGACAGGGAUGUGUUAAUUCUGGACACGCGCAACGAUUACGAAGUGGUCUUGGGAACGUUCAAAAAUGCGAAGCACUUCGAUAUACACACGUUUAGAGAGUUCCCACAAGCAGUGAAAGAGUCCAAGCUGCUGAAGGAUGUGAAGGCAGAGGAGGAGAAAACUGGCAAGAAGAAAGACAUUGUUAUGUUCUGUACAGGAGGAGUCCGGUGUGAGAAGGCCGCUUUCUGUUUCAAGCAAGCCGGCUUUCACAGUGAAAACUUAUACCAACUGAACGGGGGCAUUCUGCAUUACUUGCAAGAGGUGCUUCCAUUGAUCAAAGAUAAUCAAGACAACACAGAAGAACAGGACAAACCGGCGAGUGAAAGUCCGGUCGAGGAAUCUACAGCAACCGAUGCACAGCCAACAGACACCACGGGAGCGCCACUAGAGAUGGACGAGGAAAAGUAUAAGCAAAUAGAGAAAGAGACCCACUACGAAGGAGAGUGUUUCGUGUUUGACGACCGUGUAAGUGUGCGCGGUGUCGAUCUGAAGGUGGCUGGAUCGGUGCUGUGUGGAUCGUGUUUGCAUCCAUUCUCCAAGGCUCAGCAACAGACCAUGCGCGCUGCUGGGGGCGAUAUGAAGUGCCCGGGGUGUGAGGUGGAGGAUGUGCUCAACAUCAGCCGACCAGCGCGAUGUUAG